Messenger RNA from Dermacentor andersoni, 1314 nucleotides. RefSeq lists its product as uncharacterized. The record is from RefSeq and is a predicted model, not a curated record. Lineage: Eukaryota; Metazoa; Arthropoda; Arachnida; Ixodida; Ixodidae.
GCUACAACGUCCGCUGCGCUGACCAGUCCGAACACUGCCAUUGGAGCGGACGGUCGCGUUCGGGGAUGCCUCCGACCCUAUAGCUUGGGCCCAGCUGUCCUUCGGGAGGCUGGUUGCUUAGGCUUCCUAGGGUUCCCCUUCCAUCCGGCCGCCGCUGAGGCGAUCCCUUUCAUCGCCGCGGCCACCUCCCAUUCGCCGCCAUGCCCGAGGAAGAGGACGAUGAUGCGAAGAAGGGAAAGGGCAAGAAGGGCGGCUCCAAGGGCAAGAAAGGCAAGAAGGGCGGCUCCAAGGACAAGAAAGGCAAGAAAGGCGGCUCCAAGGACAAGAAAGGCAAGAAAGGAAAGUCUCCAAAGGGCAAGAAAGGCAAGUCGCCCAAGAAAGAUUCUGAGGGAGAUGGCUCCGCGACCGAAGAGGGAGGAGGAUCCGGAGGAGGAUCUGACGCUGGAUCUUCGCCCAAGGCUUCUCCGGGCACAGCCGCCGCUGGUGCUGCCCCGGCCGCGGGGGCUGCACCAGCCCCCGCGGCCGGUGGCGGCGCGGCUCCCGGUGCGCCUGGCGCCGUGCAGCCGAUGAAGAUGGGCGGCUACUAUAGCGAGGCACAGUCCAUGUACGAUGACGGCUACGACGACGACUUCUACGUCGACAUCACCUGCUACCCGCCGCGGAGAGGCGGUGGCCAGGCCCCGUCCCAGGCUGGCGGAUUCGGCGGAUACGACGACCCCUACGGCUACGGCCGCUGGCCCCCGCCGAGGCCCAUGCAGAUGCCCAUGGGCAUGGGCAUGUGGGGAGGCGGCGGCGGCGGCGGCCUGCCCCCCAUGCAGACCCGAGACGUGGGUCAGCAGAUGGGCCCGCAGACCACCACCCUGCCGCCCGGGUCGCCGCCGAUGGCCUUCAAGACUCCUUCGACUACCGUGGUUGUCAACAUGAGCGGCGAGAGGAUCAACCGCAGCGGGUCCCGGCCCAUGUCCCCAAUGAUGGGCAUGGGUGGCAUGGGCAGCGGCAUGGGCGGCGGCAUGGGCGGCGGCAUGGGCGGCGGCAUGGGUAUGGGCAUGAGUAGCAUGGGCGGAAUGGGAAUGGGUAUGGGCGGCAUGAGCAUGGCCAACAUGUCUCCCGCUGUACCCGGCAACAAGUCGCCCAUCGUCAUGUCGCAGCCGCUGACCGGGACCGGACUGACGCCCCAGAUGCAGCAGCUGCUGCUGCGAGGAAUGCCCGGAUACACGGCCACAGUUGUCCUCAUCCUGGUGCCAAACCCUUGAAGAAAAGACCCUCGGUGGCUCGAGUCAUUGCCCGAGCAGCAAUAAAUUCGCUCUGCGCUGC